Megalops cyprinoides (Indo-Pacific tarpon) is the source of this 1662-nucleotide messenger RNA. RefSeq names its product tyrosine-protein phosphatase non-receptor type 5-like. The coding region runs from base 1 to 1581 and encodes 526 amino acids. The record is from RefSeq and is a predicted model, not a curated record. Lineage: Eukaryota; Metazoa; Chordata; Actinopteri; Elopiformes; Megalopidae. Gene Ontology annotation, molecular function: protein tyrosine phosphatase activity. The transcript is spliced from 12 exons. Gene Ontology annotation, biological process: protein dephosphorylation.
AUGGCCCAAAACGCCAUGACAGGGCCUCCUGCCCCAGUGGACACACAGAAGGAGCAGGAGAGGGAUCGGCAGCCUCCUCAGAAUCCCUUGCAGGAAGCCCAUGGUGUAUGCUGGGAGAGGCUGUGGAGUAUGGGGGUAACAGCAGGCUGCUUCUUCUCUCUCUGUAUGCUCUCUCAAAUUGUGGGAGUCUGGGUCCUAUACAUGCUAAAUGGAUAUGGGGCAUUUCCAGCAGCCCAUAAAGUCUUGGACCUCAUGCAGUACCUGCUGUCACCACUGGGGGCACAUAGCUCAGUAGAGGAAGAGCUCUGGAGGAUGGAGAGCUUGUGCCCCCUGCUGGUCAUCAUCUUCCUGAGCAUUGCUGUUCUGAGCAUUGGGAUCCUCUACUGCCUGAGGGCUCUGGCCCCGGGUGGCUGCCCUGUCGUCCUGGACGACCGGCGCCAGUCUGUGAGCCGCCAGCCCUCUUUCACCUACUCGGAGUGGACCGACGCCAAGCAGGACCUGUUCGACCUGGACUCUGUUCCUGAGACACCUGUGUUCGAGUGCUCCAUGGACAUGAAGACCGAGUCUGACGCAGCCACAUUGACCGUCAAGCCCGUGGGCUUACAGGAAAGGAGAGGCUCCAAUGUGUCUCUGACCCUGGACAUGUGCACGCCUGGCUCCACAGAGCCCUAUGGGGCCAUGCUGUCACCACGGGAACAGUCGGCUCGGGAGUACCUGCAGAAGGCCUCCAAUGUGCUGAUGGCAGCUCAGCUGCAGAGCCGAGCCCUAGACGACUCUGCCCUGCAGGCUGAGUUCUAUGAAAUGCCUAUGAACUUUGUGGAUCCAAAGGAGUACAACUUCCCUGGUGUGGUGAGGAAGAAUCGAUACAAAACCAUCCUUCCGAAUAUGCACAGCAGAGUUUGCCUUAAAGUGACAGAGGAAGAUGACUUCCUCGGUACCUACAUUAACGCCAAUUACAUGAGGGGCUAUGGAGGCCAGGAGAAGGCCUACAUUGCCACCCAGGGCCCCACAGUCAACACGGUCAGCGACUUCUGGAGGAUGGUAUGGCAGGAGCGGGCGCCCAUAAUUGUCAUGAUCACCAAUGUCGAGGAAAAGAACGAGAAAUGCACAGAGUACUGGCCAGAGGGCGCUGUCACCUACGAGGGGAUUGAGAUCACUGUCAACAAGGUGAUCCAGGCUGACGACUACAACCUUAGGAUUUUCACUCUCAAGUGCGAUGGCGAGGAGCGCACCCUCAGGCAGUACUGGUACACAUCAUGGCCGGACCAGAAGACUCCAGACAAGGCCCCACCCCUGCUGGAGCUGGUGCAGGAGGUUGAGGAGGCACGGCAACAAGCCCCACCUUGUAGCGGCCCAGUCAUUGUUCACUGCAGUGCAGGGAUUGGGCGAACUGGCUGCUUCAUUGCCACCAGCAUCCUCUGCAAACAACUGAAGUAUGAGGGUGUGGCAGACAUCUUGAAGACCACCUGUCAGUUACGUCUGGACAGAGGAGGCAUGAUCCAAACUUAUGAGCAGUACCAAUUCGUCCACCAUGUCCUCAGCCUCUAUGAGAAGCAGCUCUCCUGCCCUGUGGAAGAGUAGAAACCUCUUGUCCAUGCAUCACAGAAAAAAAAACAGCUAAACAAGAUACUCCAUAUUGCAUCAUUGCUCCUCAUCUCACUA